UAUACAAUAGGCCGUUUUUCGCUGGGGUUUAGGGUUUAAGCAACAGAAAACGCAGACGCUUGUAGGAUUUUCGCGUCCCAAAACUUAAAACCCUAAUCCUCAAACACACAGUUCCAGUGCAACCAUGGCUUCAACAAUCGCUUCGCAGUUGCAGGCAAUCAAAACCUUGACGCUGUCCGACUCCGAACCUCUCAAGAGACCUUUCACUCGACCCUCCAUCAUCUUUGACCCCAAAGAAGCCGCCGACAUUGACAUCGACUCCAUUUUCGCUAUUGCUCUAUCAGGUUUAGAGGCUCUUGUGGGUGUAGAUGAACGUUUUCAAAACUAUAAAAAUGAUUUAUUCAGUUAUAAAAGUAGAGAAUUGGAUAGAGAGUUGAUGGGCAUGGAGGAAAAUAACCGGAUUAAUGCAUCAAUUAAUUCGUACUUGCGGUUACUUUCGGGACAUCUUCAACUACCGUCCUCACUUAAGACACUUGAGUAUUUGAUACGUAGAUACAAGAUUCAUGUGUACAAUAUUGAGGAACUGAUUCUAUGUGCUUUGCCAUACCAUGACACCCAUGCUUUUGUUCGAAUUGUUCAGUUACUCAACACAGGAAAUAGUAAAUGGAAAUUUCUUGACGGGGUUAAGAUCUCAGGUGCACCUCCACCUAGAAAGGUUAUAGUGCAACAAUGCAUCUGUGAUUUGGGGAUUUUGGAGCUUUUGUGCAACUAUGCAUCACCUACAAAGAAAUUUCAGCCUUCAAGGCCUGCGAUCAGCUUUUGUACCGCUGUUACUGUUGAAGUUUUAGGUUCUGUCAUGACUGUGGACAGUGAUAUUGUGAAGAGGAUUCUUCCCUUUGUGACUUCGGGACUUCAUUCUGGUUCAAAAGGAGGUCCAGAUCACAAGGCUGGUGCUUUGAUGAUUGUUGGUUUACUGGCAAAUAGAGUACCACUCUCUCCUAAACUAGUUAAUAGUUUUAUUCGCUCAAUUGCUGAGUUAGCUGGAGAGGAUGAAAGGGAAUCAACUGACUUACAAUGGUUCCGUAUGUCGCUCAUGGCCUUAAUCAACCUUGUACAGUUGCAAUCUGUCGAAAUAUUACCAAAGAAGGCUGUGGAGGUCCUAAAAGAAAUCAGGGAUCUUUCUGGGCUUCUUACUGGACUGAGCAAGGAGUUCAAUAUUGAAAAAUUCUUGGCUGUGUUCUUGGAUUCCCUGGUUGAUUAUAGUUCUUCUGAUGAUCUUUGCCAUCGUGCUUUGAUAUCAACAAUAGAGUCAGUCCCUGUGAAGGGAUUUGUUUGUCGUAUGGUCUCGAGGAUCCUUCAAUCCUGCUUGAGAUUAUCGCAGAAAAUGGGUGAUUCAGUAUCACCUGAAUCUGGAAGCUGGGCUAAGCAAAUUUUGGUUAUUCUUAAUAAGAACUAUCCAUCUGAAUUACGUGGAGCAGUUCACCAGUUCCUGGAGGAUUCCAAAAUGAAAUCCAAGAAAGAGGGUUCAGUAUAUGACAAGCUAUGUAGAAUAUUAGAUGGGAACUUGGAUAUGUCACUGGAGAUAUCAGAUUCAAAAAUUUGGUUUUCACUGGAACAUCCAAAGGCUGAGGUUCGACGUGCUACAAUUUUGGAUUUGAAUAAACUUGCUGUUCUAAAGCACAAGGAGGUUGAUUCACAGAGGCUUGUAACUAUUCAAGAUGCAAUACUGCGCCGGCUACAUGAUGAGGAUCUGAGUGUUAUUCAGGCUGCUUUAUCUCUGGAGGGGUUGUCUGAAAUGAUUAGUGCUUCAUAUUUUCUUGAUGCAUUGCAGACUGUGCUUCAAAGAUGCAUUGGCAUCUUACUGUCUAGUGCAUCUAAUAAUACAACCUUGGCUGUUGAUGUUUCUGUCACAUGCCUCAAGCAUGCAAUUUCAAGCUUCCAUGUUCAUAGUGAUUCCAUGAAGAAACUUGCCACCAUGAUAUUUUCCAUUCUUCUGAUCCUGCCAAAGACUCAGGGAUUAAAUCUGAAGGCUUUGGAAUCUGCCAAGGAACUAAGUUGGCCUUUUUAUAGCAAUCUCAUUGGUACCUCCAGUCCAGAAAAGACUUUGGACCGUGAACACAUAUCCUCAAUUAAUAUGGAUAUUGUUAGAGGAUUAGCAGAAAUUUUCUCGAUGCGCCCUGUGGAAUACAUGCCUUGGCUAAUUGAAUGCUGCAAUUAUUCUGAGUCGUCGAAGACAUUAUUCUUCUUGGUUAUGAUGCAGUCGUUCAUAUUACAAAAGAAUGAUCAUGGCCAAUUCUUUGCAUUAUUUGAAGCUUCAUUUCCACUUCUGAAAACUGAGUGGAGAAUGUUUGAAUCUGGGGGUGAUGUUGCAUCUGUGAAAGAGUUUGAUACAAGAAUGGUGUUACGGGAUUGUAAGGCUUUCCUGGAUCAGCUAGUUGAUAGUGAUCCUAGAAGACUGAAUGCUAAUAUUCUAAUUUGCAUAUUUUGGAGGUUAAUAGAGUACUUUAUUUCGAAGGCACCUAAGGAUCUUUCUCUGGAUGACGGAAAAUGGAUAUGCACACUUCAGAAUCUAUUUGUCUUCUUUGCUGAGUCUGAAGCAAAGCAUGUUUUUAAGGAUCAUCUCCAUUCCCUUGUUACAAAAAUCAUGAUCUAUCCUAUUUGUAACCUAUCCAAGUUCUUUACUGAAGAAGAUUUUUCUGUUGCGGUUCAGGUUGAGGCUCUUCAUUAUUUUUUGUUCUUUUGUUCACAGUCAGAACAAAGCUUACAUUUUCAACUCCUAGACGAAUUUCCCUCUGUUCUUGUUCCACUGUCCAGUGAUAACCAGGAUGUGCGGCUAGCUGCUAUGGAAUGCAUUGAACGGCUAUACACACUGUGUUCUCGUGUUGAUUUUUCUAGUAGAAAAAGUGGGAACAGAGAAGUUCAGAGUCAUUUUCUUGAAGAGCUUUUCAGCUUAAUCGUUCAACAAAAGAGGCUGAUAUUAUCAAACAGAAAUGUUCUCCCAUCAUUUUUUACAUCUUUGCUCGGCUCCUCCUGUCAUAGCCUUUUAGUGCCACAGACUAUCGGACAGAGGUUUGACCAAUCUACAAAGAAAGACAUAUUGCGUUUCAUCUUGGACUUUGCUCUAAAGCUUUCUUCAUAUGCAAAGCUGAGGAUUUUAUCUUUGCUUAAAGGAGUUGGUGGUGAAGUUAUGCAUAUUAAAGAUGUGGAGUUAUUUCUGUCAGAACUUUUAAGAAGACGUAGUCAAUAUCAUUUUGGGCUGAAUGAACCAUAUCAAAAGCUAUCAAAGAUUGAAGUAGAAAUCCUAUGCCUUCUACUGGAGGGCUGUGCUGUUCAUGCUUCAUCAGUUGGUGGAUAUGGUUUUGAAGAUCAUUUAUUGAAGGCUUUGCAAUUGCCGCUGGAUGAUAUGUCUCUGGAAGACCCUGCUCUUGUUCAGCCUUGUAUCACUGUUUUGAGGAAGCUCAAUUCUCCUCUGUAUAGUGGUCUGAAGAUUGAGAAACAGGAGCUGUUGUUUCGAGAUCUUGUAUUUCUGUUCCGGAAUGCUAAUUGCAAUAUACAAAAUGCCACUAGGGAGGCAUUGUUGCGCAUCAAGAUUACAUGUUCCACUCUAGUCCAGUUGCUUGAUUCUGUUUUUGAACAGGAGGGUUUCCUGAUUGGUUCAGUAUGUGGAAAGAAAAAAAGGAAAGCAAUAAAGCUUCAUAAAUCUGACCUACACAAUGAUGUUAUUUGCAAAGAUGAAAAUGCACUCUCUUUUCUUACCUCUCUCCUCGAUAUUUUGCUACUCAAAAAAGACAUAGAGAACAGGACUUUUCUUAUAGGGCCUUUGUUUAAGCUUCUUCGCAAGAUCUUCAUGGAUGAGUGGGUCCAAGAUGAUGUUCACCUGUAUGAGAAGUGGAUUCAAGCUUCACCUGGCACUUCUGAAACUAUAUCAAGCACAGUAUGUUACAUUCAGCAGACAUUAUUAUUGAUACUGGAAGAUAUUAGUGCCUCCAUCUUAACUGAUAUGUCUGUAAAGGAUGACAUACAUGAUAAAUUUGACUUGAUGCUAUUGGUUGAAUGUGCUCGUUCAACGAAAGAUGGAAUCACCCGCAACCAUAUUUUCUCAUUAUUAUCUACCAUUGCAAGGGUACUACCAGACGAAAUUUUGGACCAUAUACUAGAUAUUCUUACUGUUAUUGGGGAGUCAGCAGUGACCCAGUUUGACAACCAUUCACAACGUGUUUUUGAGGACCUUAUAUCUGCAGUAGUUCCAUGCUGGCUAUCUAAGAAAGGCAACACAAACAAAUUGCUUGAGAUUUUCAUAAAUGUACUGCCUGAGGUUGCUUCCCAUAGAAGAUUGUCAAUUAUUGUGCAUCUGCUAAGGACUCUGGGGGAGCGAAGUAGCUUGGGUUCAUUGCUUGUUCUCCUUUUCCAUUCAUUGGUUUCCAGGAAAAUAUCAUCUUCCCUUGAUGAUGGUUCAGCCACCUUGAGUUGUUUUAACUCUAUCACACAAGAAUGGGAGUAUAUACUUGCAGUGCAAAUAUGUGAACAGUAUUCAUGCAUGAUAUGGUUUCCUUCUUUGGUUAUGCUGCUUCAGCGAAUAGAAAUGGUCAAUCAGUGCCAAGAACUGUUUAUGGAAUUGCUAUCUGCAAUGGAAUUCAUAUUGCACAAAUUGCAAGAUCCUGAGAUUGCAUUCAAGCUUGAAUCUGGGGAAGAUUCAGAUAACAUCCAGAGAACACUUGGAGCACUUAUGGAGCAGGUUGUUUCCUGCUUACAGCUGGUUGACUCAAGAAAAAAUAGAAAAAUUGUGCCGAUUGGCAUCAAGCAACAAUUAAAGGAGCAUAUACGUGUUGUCUUAGGGAACAUUACUAAGGUCAUGAUUCCCUCAGCAUACUUCAAAGCCAUCAUUAAAUUGAUGGGCCAUGCAGAUACGGAUGUGAGGAAGAAGGCUCUGGGGCUUCUCUGUGAAACAGUGAAUGACAAUGGUACAAUUAAACAAAGGCAUGGGAGAAAAGAAUUGAAUUCAAACUCAAGAAGUUCUUGGCACCAUCUUGAUGAGAGUGCUUUGGAGUCCUUUGAGAAGAUGUGUUUGGAAUUUAUUCAUUUAGUUGAUGAUUCUGUUGAUGAUUCAGACACCUCUUUGAAGCUGGCAGCCAUUUCAGCACUGGAAGUGUUGGCCAACAGGUUUCCUUCUAAUCAUUCUACCUUCAGCAUGUGCCUUGCAUCUAUUGUAAGAAACAUCAGUUCAGACAACUUGGCUGUCGCUUCUGUCUGCCUUCGGACUACUGGUGCUUUGAUUAAUGUACUUGGACCAAGGGCCCUUCCUGAACUUCCUCAUGUCAUGGAGAAUGUGCUGAGGAGGUCUCAUGAUGUCUCCUCUUUAGAUGGGAAAACCAAAUUUGGUGAUAAUAGUUCUUCUGUUGUAUCAAAUUCUAAGCAAUCUCUUCUGCUGUCUAUUCUUAUCACGUUGGAGGCUGUAGUAGACAAGCUUGGUGGUUUUUUGAACCCAUAUCUUGGAGAUAUUAUAAAAUUUAUGGUGUUGCAUCCUCAAUAUGCAUCAGGAUCCGAUUCAAAGCUGAAGAUCAAAGCCGAUGCAGUGCGAAGGCUUGUUACUGAGAAAAUUCCUGUUCGACUUGCCCUUCCACCUUUGCUGAAGAUAUACUCUGAAGCUGUUAACAAUGGAGAUUCAAGUUUGUCUAUUUCUUUUGAAAUGCUUGCAAACUUGGUUGGCAGGAUGGAUAGGUCAUCUGUUAGUAAUUACCAUGUAAAGGUUUUCGACCUGUGCUUAUUAGCUCUUGAUCUUCGUCGUCAACACCCUGUAUCCAUUAAGAACAUUGACACUAUUGAAAAGAAUGUUAUCAAUGCAAUGAUUGUUCUUACAAUGAAACUUACUGAAACCAUGUUCAAGCCUCUUUUUAUUAAGAGUAUUGAAUGGGCAGAGUCAAACAUGGAAGACAGUGACACGGGAAGCACAAAUAGGGCUAUUUCUUUCUAUGGCUUGGUGAAUAAACUUUCUGAGAACCACCGAUCUUUGUUUGUUCCAUACUUCAAGUACUUGCUCGAGGGUUGUAUACAACAUCUUACUGAUAGUGAAGAUGUCAAAAAUGUUAAUUUGAUGCGAAAGAAAAAGAAGGCCAAGCUUCAGGAAGCAAGCUUUGAUAGAAAAGAAGGAAGCAGUGCAUUGUUACUUGAAAAAUGGCAUCUCAGGGCAUUGGUGAUAUCAUCCUUACAUAAAUGUUUUCUUUAUGAUACAGGGAGCAUGAAGUUUCUUGACUCAUCGAAUUUUCAGGUUCUUUUGAAGCCCAUUGUUUCACAGCUCACAGCGGAACCCCCAGCUUCCUUACAGGAGCAUCCAGAGACGCCGCCUGUGCAAGAAGUUGAUGAUUUAUUGGUUGCUUGCAUUGGUCAGAUGGCUGUCACAGCUGGCACUGACCUCCUAUGGAAACCACUUAACCAUGAGGUGUUGAUGCAAACUCGCAGUGAAAAAUUGAGGUCACGAAUUUUGGGCCUAAGAAUUGUGAAGUUCUUUGUGGAGAAGCUGAAAGAAGAAUAUCUGGUAUUGUUGGCGGAAACCAUACCCUUCCUUGGUGAACUACUGGAGGACGUGGAGCCACCGGUUAAAUCUCUAGCGCAAGAAAUUCUCAAGGAAAUGGAGUCGAUGAGCGGGGAGAGCCUUGGGCAGUACUUGUAAUGUACAAAUUGAGCAGAAAUUCUCAAGUUUUGUAGAGGUAGGGGAAGGAUGUGUCAAUGGUGUACACCAAAUGAUGCAGCUACACCCAUUUUUGUAUUGUAUGUUGUGGGGUGGGGGCAGGGUCCUUAAGAUUUGAUGCUUAUUUCCACAUGUUCUACUCCAGCUCCCUGUGAACUCAACUAAUAUUAUUUGAUGAGAAAAUAGUGAGGCAAAUUGUUGAGGUUUGAAGAACUGAUAUUGUAAAGGGUUGAGGGUUUUUUUGGCCAUCUAUAAUAGACUUGUGUAUUUCGACAGUGCUUGAA
Vitis vinifera (wine grape) is the source of this 6909-nucleotide messenger RNA. RefSeq lists its product as uncharacterized. The coding region runs from base 125 to 6607 and encodes 2160 amino acids. Gene Ontology annotation, cellular component: 90S preribosome; t-UTP complex; small-subunit processome. The record is from RefSeq and is a predicted model, not a curated record. The transcript has 39 exons. Gene Ontology annotation, biological process: maturation of SSU-rRNA from tricistronic rRNA transcript (SSU-rRNA, 5.8S rRNA, LSU-rRNA); positive regulation of transcription by RNA polymerase I. Lineage: Eukaryota; Viridiplantae; Streptophyta; Magnoliopsida; Vitales; Vitaceae. Gene Ontology annotation, molecular function: snoRNA binding.